CCGGAAAAUCUCAUCGUUUCUCUCGUAAUUUUCCCAGGAAGAUCGUUAGAAGUAACAGCGUAAAAUGGCGGAUGAGGUGGCAAUCCACGGCGACGUUGAUGAUCGCGCGGCGAAGACGAUCUCCUCCUCCGAUCAGGAAAUGGAGAGGAAGAAUCAGGAGCUCAAGAGGGAGAAUCUUGAGAAGAAGGAGAGGUUAAAGAAGCUAACGGAAGAAAUCGAGGAGAUGAAACACGUAGAAGCGGAGAUGAAUCAGAGCAUAGAAGAAAUGGAGAAAGAGAUUGAGGAUUACGAGGAAGAGAAGAAGGCUCUUGAGUCUAUUUCGACCAGAGCUGUUGAGCUGGAGACGGAGGUGUUGAGUCUUCAGGAGGAUGUCAAUGCUUCGUUGACGGAGGUGGAUAAGAAGGUGGGAGAAGUGGAGGAGUUGAAGAGAGUUUUGGUGGAGGAAGGGGAGAAGUUUGAAGGGUGUGAGAAGGAAGCUGAGGGGUUAAGGAAAGAUAGAGCUGAGGUUGAGAGGAAGGUUAGGGAUUUGGAAAGGAAGAUUGGGGUUUUUGAGGUGAAGGUAGUGGAGGAGAAGAGCAAGAAGGUUAGGUUAGAGGAGGAGAUUAGGGAGAAGGAUGGUGCGAAAGAGAAGGAGAUUAAGGAGUUGAAGAAGAAAGUUGGGGACUUGAAUGUGGAGCUGGUGAAGAAUGGUGAGGAGUUGAAGAGAUGCAAGUCUGAGAAGAAGAAUGGGGCAGUGAGUGAAGCUGAGGGAAGAGAGAAGGAAAUGGAGUUGAAGAAGAAAGAGUUGGUGAAGAAGGUUGAGGAAGCGAGGGAGGUGAUAGUUGAGUUGAAAGAGAGGGCUAUGAAGCCUAGUAUCAGUGAGAGAAACACAAAGGGUGACAUGAAAGUAGAGUCGUGGUGGCCUUGGUGCUAGUUUGGUUGCAGCGACACCAUUCGUCUGCUAUUCCAAGCUAAGGUGGUUUUUUUCUGAUUGAUAUGUGUUAGCGGAGGAGGAAUAACUGAUGACCAAGUUCUUAAGAUUGAUUUCAAGAUUGGUUAGAACUUUGUUUUGGGUUUGUGGUGUUUUUUUUUUUGUUGUUUAUGGCGAAAUCUUCAGUUUUUGUUAUGCCACGAAUGAAUUUCGUAACUGUGUUUUUUAUCACAUCUACUUGUCUUUUUCUUUUUCAAUGUAUCUGAUUUCAAAGCGAAGCAUGUUUUGCUUGACCAGUGCUUCUUCAUCCCAAGGCCAUGAGUACCAAUAUUCCUUGCAAGGGAAAAAAACUCAAUAU
This is a messenger RNA of Eruca vesicaria subsp. sativa (arugula), 1268 nucleotides long. Lineage: Eukaryota; Viridiplantae; Streptophyta; Magnoliopsida; Brassicales; Brassicaceae. The record is from the annotation of a GenBank genome assembly.